This is a messenger RNA of Paramuricea clavata, 11988 nucleotides long. The record is from the annotation of a GenBank genome assembly. Lineage: Eukaryota; Metazoa; Cnidaria; Anthozoa; Malacalcyonacea; Plexauridae.
UCAACUUGAUCAAGCGCACGGAAAGAGUACAAAGGCGAACAACCAAGUACAUUCUGGAUCUUCCUUUCUUCUGUGAGGUCAGUUACAACCAGAGACUUGAUAUGCUAGAUAUGAUUCCUGUAUGUUACUGGCACGAAUUUCUUGAUAUGAUUUUCUUCUUCAAAUGCACUCAUGAGAUGAUAGUCAUUAACAACGACCUACUACCAACAAUCCAGAAUAGAGAAAGAGCUACAAGAUUGCUGAUCCGAACUGUUUGAUGUUUACAACAAAAAAAUGCAAGACCACAACAUACCAGAAGUCAUUCCUGACGAGAGUGUGGAACAUUUUACCAAAAGACUUGACAGAUAAAAACACUACAUUUAACGGAUUUAAAAACAGACUUCUCAAACACUAUAAAUCUGCCUUACGAAAUGUUUACAACGCAGAGGAUCCUCGAACUUGGAAAUCUAUAUGUUUGUCUAUUUACGUCUCAUAACCUGUCUUGUCCCAUAUCGUGCUGUUGUUAGUUUUUGGGGGAAGAAGCAGAAUUCUCUGUCAGUCUGUGAACUGUGUUUAAAACCAGCUUGAAUAUUAAACAACGAUUAAAAUAUAAAUAUUCUGCAUGGUACGAAUUUAGUAAGCUUGAAUAUACAGAAAUUUUUGUAUAAGGAGAAAUUGGUGGGGUAUUCUGCUUUUAACCCCCGAUAUUUUAAAGUUUGUUUGUCUUGUAUUGUGUAAAGGGUCGCUGUAAUUGGCGAAAGUUGUAGCGUAUACCCAGCCAUGUCACUGUAUGUAUCGUUUAUGUUAAUGUAUGUAUAGCAAGUGAUUUUAAGUUGAUUUGGCAAAGCCUAAUAAAUAAAUAAAUAAGAGACACGACUCGCGAGAAAUUGCGCAGAGCAACUGCUGCGUGUUCAGACAUGCAGACCCUGGAACAUCACAUUAUCCACGGUUGACCUCCAACAAAGCAGCAGUUACCUAAACAACUCCAAUAUUUUUGGAACUUUAGAGAUGAACUCACCAUCGCUGAUAGCUUCAUACUCAAGUCGACCCGCAUCGUCGUUCCAGUGUCGUUGAGAGCCGAGACAUUAGAGGGGUUAAGAUACCCCGGUUUACGGGUACGGGUGAUAUACCCGUACCCGUAAGUCGGGGAACGACUUGUAACUUAAGAAAUCCAAGAUAUUCCGGCGUGAGAAAGCCUAUCAGAGAAUGGCAACUUUCGCUGUUGAAGUUCGCCAUAGAUUGUUGAAAACUUUGACGAGCAUAUGUUCAUUAUUUAUUUGGGUAAGAUGUUGAAACUUUUUACUAUUUAAACGGCCCACAAAUAGUAAACAGAAAUCACCCGUACCCGUUUGUCUUUUACGUGUAGACCAUGGUUUACCGCGGGGAAACGGGUAGAAAUUACGGGUAAAAAUGCUGACAUCAGCAAAAAUUGGUAAAGAAAAUGGCGCUACUCGUACCCGUAAACCGGAACCGGGGUAUCUUAACCUCUCUAUUAUACAUGUUCGAUUCGCCUGCCUCCCCCUCUACCCUCCCCACAGCGCCGGUUUUACACAGUGGCAGAUGCGGCAUAUGCCACGGGCCCCGCGCCUCCAGGGCCCCGCGAUUUAGGCUAGAAGUAUAUGAUGCUAUAUUAUUAAUUAUUAUUUAUAUUUUUAGCCUAGCGGGGCCCCUUACUCCUAGGUGGCGUGGGGCCCUUUAAUGUACUUGCCAAAUGCCACUAGAUCCAUCACUGGAUAAAUUAGUUAGCAGCGGAGCUUUGAUGUAUUUGAGGACAGUAUUUAGGGGCGGACCAUUAGAAAUCCCGGGAGGGGGGGGGUAUAAAAUUUUUGCGGCACGAUUUUUUUUUCAAGUCUCAUAUCUCUGCAGGUUCGGGUGUACAAUCACCGGAGGUUCGGAUGUACAAGCUCAUAUUAGAAAACAAACUAGAAACAGUAUUUCCAAAUAUAGAAGUCGCACUUCGUAUUUAUCUUUCUCUUAUGAUAUCUAAUUGCUCUGUAGAUAAUUUAAGACAUUAUUGACAUUACAGAUAGUUAUUGAGACUUAUAUAAAGUAUUGCGAACAGAAGAGCCCGCGGGCGCUGGGAUCGGGGGCUCAGAGAUAAGAGAAAAACAAAACAGUGAGAGAUUUUGUAAAUCAAAUGUGAGAGUUUCAAUGAAUUUAAGUUUAAAAUAAACAGUUUUGUCGAGUAGAAAUAUACGUUUCCGACAAAGUGGCGACCCCGAGCAGGAUUUUAGCCGAAAAUCACAACGAGAGAGCGAGAAAUAACAGCGUGAGUAAUCAAUAAAAACAUCGAAAAUUCGUGAGAUAUCGCCGCCAUCUUGAAAAUGUCAACUACCAACAAAGUAGAAGAGCUACUAAAACAAAUCGAUGGGAAACUUCGUAUGCUAAAAUUUACACAAGAAGAUACAGCAAGAGUACUGGAAGAUCAUAAGAUAAAAGCAAUGGAACGUCAUACAAGGGUUUUCGAAGAAUUAAUCGAACAGACUCAUAAGCUUAAAAUCGAAGUUCAACAAAUCAGAAUUGAGAAGGGAGAUACAGCAGAGGAAGUGAGGGAAUGGAGUCUUGAUAUCGAGAGCAAAGUUUCAGGUUUCGAAGAGGUAGCCGACGAGAUAAAAGAGACUAUUACGAGAGAACAUACUAAAGUCAAAAACGAGGAAGAGGAAAUCGAAAAGGAAAAACGAAGGUUACAUUUCGAAGAAGAGCUUAAAUUUGAAGAGACCAAAUUAGAAAUGAAGCAGGAGUAUGAGAAAAAGAUGGAGGAAGCACGCAUGAAAUCUGCUACAAGAAGUAACAAUGCUAAACUUCCUAAACUAGUAAUUACUAAAUUCCAAGGCACACACCUAGACUGGCAAAGAUUCUGGGGCCAGUUUGAGACAGAGAUAGACAAAGCCGAGAUAAGCCAAAUUGCAAAACUAUCAUAUCUGAAAGAACUCCUUGUUUCAAAAGCACGUACAUACAUUGAUGGACUUCCCUUCACCAUAGAGGGGUACGAACGAGCUAAGACCAUCCUCAAAACAAAGUAUGGGAAAACAAGUGAGGUAGCUAAUGCCCACAUGCAAAGUAUUGUAUCAUUGCCUGUCGUUAAAGGGACACAACCCAAGAAGAUACAUGAGUUUUUUGAGUCGUUAGUCACGAACACCCAAGCCCUUGAAACUAUGGGUAAACUCAGUCAAGUACAUGGGUUUGUCAGACCAACCCUUGACAAACUCCCUGGGAUUCGAGCCGACUUAGUAAGAUUGGAUGAUGAGUGGCAGGAUUGGGGUUUCACUCAACUGGUAGAGGCCCUGAGAAAAUGGUGUGAAAGAAAUCCAAUCGUAAUCGAAGAGAAGCCUGAUCACGGAGGAAGUGACACUGGGGGCUCAAAAGUCAAAUCUGGUAGAUUCUUCCAAGUCAACCAACAACAAUGGAAGCCAAAGCCCUGUGUAUACUGCAAUUCAGACCAACAUAAAUCUGUAGUUUGUGAUAAGAUAGUAGAUGUGGCUUCUAGGAAGAAAGAACUAGCAGCGAAAAAACGUUGCUUCAAUUGUACAGGUCUGAAGCACCGGGCUUCAGAAUGUCGAAGUUUAGCUACCUGUCUGAAGUGCAAGGCUAAACACCACACAUCAAUAUGUGAUCAAGUACAACAACAACAACAAAUGAUGCUUGCAACUGCCAAUGGCAGAGUCAUGUAUCCAGUGGUAGUUGUAAUAGUCGAUGGUGUAAAAUGUAGAGCGUUGCUGGAUACGGGGGCUGGGAGCUCUUACAUCUCAGCUGGUUUGGUUAAGCUCCUUCGCAAGAAACCCAACAAAACCGAGUACAAGAGAAUUGAUAUGAUGUUAUGUUCUACCAGUCAGAAGAUAGAGAGUUACAAUGUGAAGGUCUCCAAUGUUCAAGGAACUUUCGAAAUGAAUAUUCAAGCAAGCAAAGUUGACAAGGGGGUACUGUUGUCUAUACCAAACCCACAUUACAGUAAAAUCAUCAGUCAGUAUGAGCAUUUGAAAGAAGUGUCAAUGGACGAUAAUGACACUAAACCAGAAUUACCUAUUUCUAUGAUAUUGGGAGCUAGUGAUUUCUCGAGAAUAAAGACCAACACACAACCCAAGCUCGGACAGCCCGGAGAGCCUGUUGGAGAACUCACGACACUCGUUGGACUAUUAUGGCAGCUGGCGAAGAAGCAGAUCUCAGCAGUGUGUACUUCACCAAAUCUUCAGCAGCAAAUUACGAACAGCUAUGCAGCCUGGAUGUACUUGGCCUCCAAGAUCAACCCAACGAAAGCCAACAAUCGGUGUACCAAGACUUCAAGCAACAACUACGACGCAGCGAGGAUGGCUGGUACGAAACCGGGUUACUAUGGAAACCUAGACAUGACGAGCCUUUACCAACCAACGAAUCCAACAGUUUGGGACGGUUGAAUAAUUUACUGAAGAAAUUGCAACGCGAUCCAGAAAUGCUUGACCAGUACCACAAAAUCAUCCAAGAUCAGUUGAAGGAAGGGAUUGUUGAGAAAGUAACCGAUGAUCCCGUGAAGAAUGCGUAUUACAUUCCACACAAACCUGUCAUCAGGAAGGCAGCGGAAUCUACUAAGAUACGGAUUGUCUACGACGCAUCUGCUAAGGCCUCGGAGAGCAGUCCAUCGUUGAACGAUUGCUUGGAGACAGGUCCUCCCCUCCAGAACUUGUUGUGGGAUGUACUUGUCAGAAAUCGCCUGAAACCCGUAGCCUUGUCUGCAGAUAUCAAACAAGCAUUCCUACAAGUAAGAAUUCGGCCUGAGGAUAGAGAUUCGCUCAGGUUUCACUGGAUUAAGGACAAAGAGACGUUGACAAUUGAAGUCCUGCGAUUCACUCGCGUGCUCUUUGGUCUUGUGCAAUCACCAUUCUUGUUAGGAGCAACAAUCCAACAGCAUUUGGAAGUUAUACGCGAAAAAUAUCCGUCGGAAGUUGAAGAGAUAAUGCGAAGCCUCUAUGUUGAUGACAUUAUCUCAGGUGGAGAAACCAGAGACGGUGUACACAAAUUGAAAGGAACGGUGAAGGAGAUAUUUGGACAGGCAAAAUUUGACCUACACAAAUGGCAUUCUAACGUGUGUGAACUGGAGGAAAACGACGAGCAAACACCUACCGUUCAGAGUUAUGCAAAAGAUCAACUUGGAGUGAAACCAGGUGAAACCAAAAUGCUUGGACUUCCAUGGGAUAAAGUGGAAGACACAAUUUCAAUAUCCUUUCCCCAGAAAACAGCAGCGACUACCAAAAGGGAGAUAUUACGCUUCCUUGCCUCAAUCUACGACCCUCUGGGACUUGCCUCACCCGUCGCACUCGUAGGGAAGCUCAUUUACAGAGAGGUGUGUGAUCAAAAGUUGCCGUGGGAUAAGGAGAUACCUCAACAACUGUCGACUCGUUGGCAGAAGUUUCAGCAAAACCUUCCCGAGGAACUAGAUUUCCCACGAAGCCUGACCAGCCUUGAGGAGCCAAUCGAAGCCGUAGAUCUACAUACGUUCGGAGAUUCCAGCAAAGACGGAACAUCAGCAACUGUGUACGCUGUGGUACAUCAAAAGUCUGGCAUCAGCCAAGGAUUGAUCGCAGCAAAAUCCAGAUUGGCGAAGAAAGAGUUGACCAUCCCGCGACUUGAACUUGUUUCAGCACAUAUGGCAACUAACUUGGUCGAGAAUGCAAGAAAUGCGCUUGAUGGAUACCCUGUCAGAUCAGUCACCGGAUGGUUGGACAGUACAGUGGCCCUGUACUGGAUCAAAGGACAUGGCGCCUACAAGCAAUUUGUUUCAAACAGAGUCAAGAAGAUUAACGCCAAGGAAUAUAUCAAUUGGAGACAUGUGAGAACGGAUGAGAACCCAGCCGACCUGGGAAGCCGAGGAUGUACGACAGCGAAGUUACCAGAAUCUUGGUUAACAGGACCAGAUUGGCUGUCAAAACCCGAUGAAUGGCCAGCUGACAUACAUAACAAGCCUAGCAAAGAGUCUGAAACUGAAUCGAAGCCUAUCAAGGAACUGUUGGUAACCGCUGUGUGUGCGAUGGAUGAUCUGGACGAGCUAUUAGAGAAUCGUAGCUUUUGGAAGGCAGUGCGUGUCUUCGCGUGGAUCGUCAGAUUUAUCUGCAAUUGCAAGUUUUCUAAGGCUGAACGGACAUAUGGGCCUUUAACGACAGCUGAAACGGAAGCACGAGUUCAGUUCUGGGUGAAAAGAGCGACCGAAGCACACAGUGAAACGGAACAGUUCAAAGAAGAUAAGUUGAAGCUGAACCUACAACGAAAUCCUGAUGACCUUUACGAAUGCCGUGGAAGAAUUCAAGGAAACUUCCCGAUAUAUCUACCUCCAAAUGCGCUCACUACUACAAAAAUCAUUCACAACGCCCAUGUUCAAAGCCUUCACGGGGGAGUGGGAUCAACAAUGGCCUACACGAGACAAAAAUACUGGGUACCUCGGCUGAGACAGCUAAGCAAGAAAGUCAUAAGGAACUGUUAUGGCUGCAAGAAGUUCCAUACUUCCACAUUUCAUCACCCUCCUGUCGGACCCUUACCCACAGAUCGAACAGUCGGAUCAGUGCCAUUCGAAGUCCUGGGCAUAGACUACGCUGGUCCUAUAACCUAUAGAUCUAGCAAGAAAAGAAUUGGCAAAGCGUACAUUCUCUUGUUCGCCUGCAGCCUAAACCCGUGCCAUUUACCUGGAACUUCUUCCGGAUCAGACGGCGGAAAAUUGCAUCAGGAGCUUGAAGCGGUUCGUAGCGAGAAGGGGCAGACCAAAGAAAAUCUAUUCGGAUAACGGAAAGACCUUCAAAGCAGCAGCAAAUUGGAUAAGAAAGGUAAUGAAACAAGAACAGUUUCAAAACUUCCUCGCCCGUCAAAAUAUCGUUUGGCAGUUCAACCUGAGCAGGGCUCCUUGGUGGGGAGGCCAGUUUGAGAGGAUGGUGGGCCUGGUAAAAAGAGCACUAUACAAGAGCAUCGGACGUGCUAAUUUGCAAUGGGGAGAGCUUGAAGAGGUGAUCCUGGAUGUAGAAAUAGCGGUUAACAAUCAGCCUUUGGGCUAUGUCGAGGACGAUGUUCAAUUUCCUACCCUAACGCCAAACUCAAUGCUGUUUAUGCAACCUAACCUACUUCCCGAAGAAGAAACUAGUGAUGUCGAAGGCGUAGAGCUGAGGAAACGAGCAAGGCAUUUAUCGAAGUGCAAGGACGCAGUAUGGUCUCGAUGGACAAAAGACUACAGAAACGGACUGAGAGAACGGCACAAUCUGAACAAGGGGAAAGAAGUAAGCAUUAAAGUAGGAGAUGUAGUUUUGAUCCAAAACAACGAACGGAAUCGUGGAAAGUGGAAUGUCGGUAUCGUAUUUAUGCUUAUAAAAGGAAAGGACGGUGUAGUAAGAGCUGCGAAACUCAGAGCAGGGAAGUCCUAUUUGGAACAUGCCAAUUCAGCAGUUAGCCCCAAUGGAACUGACAUGUGAUAAUCCGCCAGUAGGGCCAGAAGAGAAACAAGCAACCUUGAAUGUGAAAGCGAGAGAGUUUCUACCGAAAAGACGAGCAGCUGCAGCCGCGGAGGAACGAAUCAAAAGUAUCGCUGAAGAAGAUGAACUUGAACACUAAUCGAACAGAACAUACAUUUGAUUCCUUCGGAAUCAAAUGGGGGGAGAGUGUAGAUAAUUUUAGAUAUUAUUGACAUUACAGAUGGUUAUUAAGACUUAUAUAAAGUAUUGCGAACAAAAGAGCCCGCGGCCGCUAGGAUCGGGGGCUCAGGUAUGAGAGAAAAACAAAACAGUGAGAGAAUUUGUAAAUCAAAUGUGAGAGUUUCAAUGAAAUUAAGUUUAAAAUAAACAGUUUUGUCGAGUAGAAAUAUACGUUUCCGACACUUAGAAGAAACUGCAAUGAUCAUUGUAUACUCUGUGCUUUUGUAAAUGUUUAGGCUAAAUCCCAACAAGAUUCUUGUGAGGAAGAACUAGCAGAUUUGCUGAAGGCAUAUGAUAUCAGCGAAGACAAUAUUGUAAGAUUUGUGCAAGAAAUGCAAAAGUUUGCAAAUGGUAAGUUAUAGUCAUUGCAUUUAGCAAUUAGCGAUAAGACCAUAUUUUCUUCAUGCCACUUUUAAACAUCCGAGAAUACUUCCUGUUGUACUGUGCUCAUUUUCGGUAUUUCGACACUAUAGUGUUCUACAGUACUUUACUAUUAGUAUGGUAUUUACAAUAUUUUUUCUCUUUCAAUUUAAGGCAAGGAAGAUCCAUCUUCACCUUUGUUGCCAGGUGAAGAGUAUUUUAUAUUGACAAAUUUUGAAAAAGACCAAGAACCAUAUAUGGCUGGCAGCAGAAGAAGCAUACAGUAAAAUGUAUCUGAAAAAGUGGAAAGAGUUGUUGCAACAUCAAGGUGAUGAAAAUUACUUAACUUGCUUGACUUCAAAGGAUAUGGCCUUGCCAGUUGAUCACAGGGCUGUUGUUGAAGAGAAAACUGGAAUGUUUUUUGAAAGAGAAAUGGAAAGCUGUUACUAUGACAUAGUGCAUUAUGGCCAUAAUAUGAAUAAACUUUUUUACUAAAAGUAAUCAUUAAAUCCAAAUAUCUUAUGUACCUUAAUUAUUAAAGCUCAUAUAUCUUAUAGAUUCAUCAAAACGGCGGACUAAAAUAAGAAGGAAGAUCUCUAAUUUAAAACAAGAGAUGAUUUGUCUUCAUGCGCAGUACUGCUAUUUGCCACAUGUCAUACCUUUUCUCUUAUCUGAUGUUGAAGUUGGAACGUUUUUUUCUUCUUUUCUUUAAACAAUAUAUAAACUUUACAUUUGUUUCAAAAGCAGCUAGGGCUUAUCGAGGAAACUUAUGUAAUUUAAUAUACAAAAUUUUUUUAAAAAGAAAGGAGAAUAGGAGAAAAAAUACAGAACAGUUUGUUAAAACCUAACUAUUAUAACCAUACAAAUAUAUAACUUACACAUGUAACACAGAUAUACAAACGCGCGUAUAUACAAUAUAUAUAUAUAUAUAUAUAUAUAUAUAUAUAUAUAUAUGAAGACGGCCUAAACACACAGGCAUCAACAUACAUAAAGAGGAACACAAUUUUGCAAUGAUUAAUGAGAAAACCUAUUAGUUUCAGCAAUAUAUGUUUGAACUAUUGUGAACAAAUGACUAUUUAUACAAAAGGAAUUACUUGGAAUACCACUCAACAUCCAGUUCAAUUUAGUUCAAUUGGAUGCAUUCGACCAAGUAUUUCCUAUUAACCAAGCGGCAGAGAUAAGCAAAAUGUUGCGAGGAGCAGUGUAACGGUUGCAAUGUAGAAAAAAAUGUUCGACUGUCUCAUCUGAUAUUCCACAAGCACACAGUGGUGAGGGAACACAAUUCAUGCGAUAUGAGUUGUAAUUUAGCACACUGUUGCCUAACCUUAAUCUUGUAUGGAGUACAGCUAGAUAACGAUUACCAAAAUAGUACAGGCGAUUAUGAACAGGAUACUUGUUCCAUUUAAUUACUCUUUUGUUAAACACAGCAAGAUUUUGACAAUUUCGAACUUCUACAGGCAGUAAAUUCCAUAAUGUAAUCACAGAUGGUAGAAAUGAUUUUUUGUGCCGUUCAGUACGAGAGGGAGGUAUACUAAGGUUAUAAUUAGUACGGAGGUUAUAAUUCGUCCUACUAUUGUUAGUUAUAGGACAUAAUUCGGAUAAAUAUAUUGGAAUUAAGUUAUUUAAAAGCUUGUACAUCAUAAUCAAUUUGUGAUCUUUGUGUCUAUUUUUUAAAGUAACCCAUGACGUCUCACAAAGCAAAUUUUCCCUAUGCGUACCCUUCAUAGCACCAGUAAUAAUCCUAGCCGUUUCAAACUGAAGACUUUCAAGAUCAGAAUCAGAGUCAAAACAGCCAUCCCACACAACAUCUGCAUAUUCUAAGGUGUUGAAUGCACAAAUGAUUUAUAAAGUGAUUCAAGUGCCGACCUUCUUAAUUUAAAUUUAAGACCUUGUAUCAUAUUAAAUUUAUUCGAAGCUUUUUGGUAAAUUUUCCAAAUAUGAGAACUCCAGGAAAGAUUACAAGUGAGAGUCACACCCAGAGGAGGAGUGGUCACUAUUGUUCAGAAGGCGCUAGAAUAGUGCGAGAGAUUCGCGUGGCAGUCGUCAUGCGAGGAACUGUCCUCGUGAAAAACCAGUUUGACCGGGUUCUGGGGAAUUUACUUUGUUGUUGUUUUAUCGAGGAUUUUGAUUGGGCGACUAUUUUGAAAAGAACAUUUAAUAUUAUACUUUUCUUACUAUUUUUUGUAAACCAUUAUUUUAAAUACAUUUUAUUGAAAACUUCACAAGUUCUAUCAAUAUCAUGGCUACAUUUAUGGCGAUCCUGCCGGGACAUAUGGCAAAUUUGAAGGGAAAUUUAUCGAUCGAAAAACGUGAUUGAGUCGUGCGUGGUUUUGUGGACUUGUGUUAAACGUUAACAGUUAUAGUAUCGGACUCUGACUAUCGUCGUAAAAAUCAGAAAAAAUGAGUGACAAUGAGGAAGUUCAAGGACAGGAAAAGACGGUCGAGACAAGUGGAAGUUCAGCCAGUGCAAAGGAUGAUAAGCAUGAAAGUUAUGAAAGAAUUCUCGAACUGAAACGUAACAAGAGGUAAAAAAAAACAGCGGUGACUAAAGUCUGACACAGUUUGGAAAGAUUAUGUGCAAAAAAAGGUGAGCUUGACAUUCAAUCAAUAGAAGGGCAAAUUGAAGGUUUAUGGAGUUGCUAGAGCAAAGCAUGAAUGUUAUGGAUGAGCUCAGUCAUGCUUAUAUGCAAAUUGGUAAAUAUGACAGUAAUGCAACAACGAAUACAGAGGCAGAAAAUUUUGAAUCUGAAACAUUACCAGCAAUUGAAAGGGCGGAGGGUGCAAUUAACAAAUUUUUGCAAGUAAAAUCAAAACAAGCAAGUGAACCAGUCAGUAUUGUAAACACUCAACACACACCAACAAGUCAACAGAAUUUGUUAGCAGCAAAAAGUAAUACGGGAAAUAACAUUGGGGUAUCAAAACAUAAGCUUGACCCAGUUAAAGUGCCUGUGGUCGACAAAACAUGUUUCAAGGACUUCUGGAAACUAUUCAGUAGUUUAGUGGAUAGCGGAAACGAGCCAGCCAAUAUCAAAAUGGCCAGAUUGCGUCAGAGUUUAAAAGGAACUGCACUUGAAGCGAUUCGAGGGUUGGGGCUUUCUUUGCCUGAAUACGAGGAGGCUAAGGAAAUUCUGAAGACAAAGUUUGGGGGGCGAAGGCAACAAUUGCAGGCUUAUAUGGAUCAGCUAGAGGCAAUGCCUUCCCUGAAGGGUAGUGAUGUGCAGGGCUUUGAGAGAUUCGCAGAUCUUGUCCGGAUAACCGUUGUUAAGUUGCAGGCAGAGGGUCGGGAUGGAGAGUUGGGGGAAGGUAUGUUGCAUGGUUUGUUGGUCAAAAAGCUUGCAGAAAGACAGGUUGAAAGCUAUAGUCUUUGGCUUAGGGAACAUAAAAAGGAGAGGUCAGUGUUAAGCUUGAAGGAUUGGUUGAAGGAAGAGAUUAGGGUGAGAGUGGAAGCUGUGGAAAUGGUUCAUGGUGUUGAAGGUAUGGAUUUGUCAUUGAAAAGGAAUGAAGCUGGUGGGGGAAAGUUUAGAUAUGGCAAUAGAGGUCGGUCCCGUACACUAUUUGCUGCUCGUGGUGGAGUUGGUGGUGCAUUGUGUGAGGGGAACCAUGGUAUAUGGUCUUGCCAGUGGUUUCAGGAUAUGAAGGUUCAAGAUAGAUGGAAUAUAGCUAAAGUUAAGCACUUGUGCUUUCGCUGUCUUGGGAGUGACCACCAGGGAAAGGCAUGCCUUAGGUCCAAAGCCUGUAAGACUGAUGGUUGUACAAAGAAUCACCAUGCCCUGCUGCAUGAUUCUGCCCCACAAGUUAAACGCCCAGACGACAAGAAUCCGGUUGUUCCACGGGAGGGGGAAACUGAUUCCCGCACACAUACAACAACGCAUGAUACCCCAGCCACUGAAGCACUCUCACUACGAACAAUUUCGGUAUGGUUGAAAGUGAACAAUCGAAAGGUGAAAGUUAAUGCGCUACUCGAUGAUGCGUCAAACGAGACGUUCCUUAAUGCUGAGGUUGCAGGAGU